Castor canadensis (American beaver) is the source of this 2039-nucleotide messenger RNA. The record is from RefSeq and is a predicted model, not a curated record. NCBI's taxonomy places the organism in Eukaryota, Metazoa, Chordata, Mammalia, Rodentia, Castoridae.
CGCUAGGGAGCGGAGUCUCGGAGGUGGCGCCGCAGGGGACGGAGGGACGGCCAGAGUGUUGUGCGUCGCAGCUUUCAUCUGGACGCUAGUGCCGAGGACACCAUGUCGGGGUCCUCCCGCCUGCUGUUUUGGGCCGUCACCUGCCUGGUCGCGUUUUGCGCGCUGUCUGUAGAGGCUAACUCUACCCUGGCCCCAACCGUGACUGGACAUACGACUUUAGGACCCUCCGGGAAAGUCACCACGCUGGGGCCGUCUGCUCCGCAGCCCACCGUCACUCCAGUACCAGAAACCUGUGAAAACCACAGCAGCUGCGUUUCCUGUGUUAACGCUAGCAUUGCCAAUACUACCUGCAUUUGGAUAGAAUGUAAAGAAGCAGAUAAGACCUACUGUACACAUAAUCCAGAAGUUAGUAAUUGUACCAUGGUGAACAGCACUGACUUUUGUUCUGUGCCUACUCCCACUCCUGUGCCAACCAAUUCUACAGCUAAAACCACAACUCUGCCUUCACCUUCUACAGCUUCCACAACAGUCGUCACAUCAGGUACGACAAAUACCACUUUGACUCCGACCUCACAACCUGCACGGAAGUCUACCUUUGAUGCAGCCAGUUUCAUUGGAGGAAUUGUCCUUGUCUUGGGUGUGCAGGCUGUAAUUUUCUUUCUCUAUAAAUUCUGCAAAUCUAAAGAACGAAAUUACCACACUCUGUAAAGAGAGCCAUUAAGUUAAUGAGGACUGGCGAUUCAUUUGUGUAACUCAUCGAAACCAAAAUAAUACCUUUCAAGAAGUCCCACGUGGAAGACGCUAUUUCAGGAUCUUUAAAUUUACAAAGGAUGCAUAUAGGAUAUUUUGGAGCAUUGGCCUUGAAGAAAAAUUAGUUAAAAACCAUUUUGCUCAACAGGAAUAUUUAAAAUAUUCUGCAUGAAUCCUUGUGGCUGUCUUCUUUUAUUUUCAAUGGCUGCUGCUGUGGGAUUGUUUCUUUUCUUGACAUGCCAAAUGUAACUUUAAGUGAUGGAAAAUGAUGUUCUGUGCAGACAACCUCCUGACUGUUGGCAGUUUAAAUUUAGUCAUCUUAAAGCCUGAAAACUGCAUUACUUUUAUCCUAACUCACGAUGUAAUUUAGUGACCAGAAUUGAGAAGUGUGCCGCAUGAGCAUCAGUCUAGGUGGAUUUUUGGCUAUCAUUUCAAAAGUGUAAUAAAUUUAUUAAUUUAGUACUAAACUGUAUCCUAAAGUAAAAUUUUGUGCCUGAUAAGUUAUUUUUUUCUACAUUAGAAAUAAGAUGCCACACAGGGAAUUACAUUCCAGAUUUAACAAAAUGAAUGGAAAGGAUACAAACCAAUAAUAUGUAACAGGUUAUUGUUCAUGCACUUGUUAUCAUUGAGAAAAUACAGAACAGUGCCUUAAAAGACAGACUGAAAGGAAGUCCGCAACGUAAGGUAGAUGUGCUUUGUUCUCUCACAUAAGAAAGGUGAAGGUUGGUGUGAGGAUGUAACUGUUGAUGUUUUAGAUACCAUACUAUUAAUAUUUAAUUAAAAAUGCAACUCCUUUUUCUCAGCUGAGAAACUUAAGCUAAAGAAUAUUAUAUAAAGCUGAAAGCCCUCGUGAGCCUCCCAACAUUUUUCUUAGGGCAGUUAAAAAUAAUAGAGAUAAAAUUGAUUUAGUUUUCUUUUUCAUAAAAAUAUCCUAGUACUGUUAUACCUUGAAAAGAUUUCUACCAAGCUUUCCUAAAAAGUAGCGUCUUUCCUGAGACAAGAAGGAAAUUCAUUUACUAGCCUUUUUUUUUGGUGGUAUGAGUUUGAACUCAGGGCCUUACUCUAGUGAGGUGAGCGCAAUACCACUUGAACCAGGCCUCCACCCUUCUUUAAGUGAGACAAUCAUUUUUAAGUUUUCAGGCAGCAAAUAUGACCCAGGAAAUUUCAGAAGACCCACAAAUCUAAGGAUUUUGAUCAGAUUAGGGUUUUCAUGAUUGCCCUGGAUGAACACUGCUUUCUCUUUUUUGAUAUUUCCAUAGUCUAAUCAUGAAUACAUUUGUUUCUAGAGC